This is a messenger RNA of Astyanax mexicanus (Mexican tetra), 5994 nucleotides long. RefSeq names its product homeodomain interacting protein kinase 1a (gene hipk1a). Bases 241 to 3705 code for a protein of 1154 amino acids. NCBI's taxonomy places the organism in Eukaryota, Metazoa, Chordata, Actinopteri, Characiformes, Acestrorhamphidae. The transcript has 17 exons. Gene Ontology annotation, molecular function: ATP binding; protein serine/threonine kinase activity; protein tyrosine kinase activity. The record is from RefSeq and is a predicted model, not a curated record. Gene Ontology annotation, biological process: smoothened signaling pathway; peptidyl-threonine phosphorylation; peptidyl-serine phosphorylation. Gene Ontology annotation, cellular component: nucleus; PML body; cytoplasm.
AAUGUGAACUCCAGCCUGUGGGUCUGAGCGUGUUGGACGGGUCGUUACGGUUCAGUGUUACAGUAAAUAAUGGCGUGUUUUAACAGUCGCUGCGCUGCUUCACUGAGGAAGGAAUCUUUAAUAUUCAGCUUAAAUGGAUAAUAAACAACAAAUUUCACACCAAAAAACGAUGAGGCCUAACGGGGGAGAGGCUGAGGGAAAAAUGACGAGUCGGACGUGAGGAAUUCAGCACCAGCAGGAAUGUCCUCACACCUCCAGGCGUUCUCCUCCCCUUCGGUGUCCUCCAGUGGCAUCUCCCGCUCCAAGAAGCUCAAGCAGGAGAGCCAUGCAUGGGACGUGAGCAGCCAGUCGGCCGGCGAGAGCCGGGACUUCCUGCAGAGCCCCGGCCAGGCUACCGGUUCCUCUCCCUCGGCCUCGGGGUUCAGCGCCGGCUAUGGCUCGUCCGGCCUGGUCUUUCCCCCGUCCGGAGGCUCCCGGGAGCAGACGGUGGUCCGCGCCGCAGACAGCACCGGAAGUGCACCGGGACCUAUGUCCUCCUCGUCUUCCUCCUCGGCGUCCAGCCGCUGGGGGAAAGACGGGGCGUCGGCCUCGCAGUCCGGCGACGGCUACCAUAAGCAGGGCGGCAGUUUGAAGAGAAAGAGCGAGGAAAUGGACAGCAGCGACAGCGUCCAGAUCCUGGAGGAGCUCUCGGCCCCGGUGCUCUCCAACAGAGUGGCCGGAGGCGGCGGCACCACCACGGCUCAGUCCAUCGCUCAUUCCACCUCCACCACCAAGAGCAGCAACUCCCACAGCGAGGGAGACUACCAGCUGGUGCAGCACGAAAUCCUCUGCUCCGUCUCCAACAGCUACGAGGUGUUGGAGUUCCUUGGGCGCGGCACCUUCGGCCAGGUGGCCAAGUGCUGGAAACGCGGCACCAACGAGAUAGUGGCCAUCAAGAUUCUCAAAAAUCACCCCUCUUAUGCUCGACAGGGGCAAAUCGAGGUGAGCAUCCUGAGUCGUCUGAGCACAGAGAACGCUGAUGAGUUUAACUUCGUGCGCUCGUACGAGUGCUUCCAGCACAAGAACCACACGUGCCUGGUGUUCGAGAUGCUGGAGCAGAACCUCUACGAUUUCCUGAAGCACAGUAAGUUCAGCCCGCUGAUGCUGAAGUGUAUCCGGCCCGUGCUGCAGCAGGUAGCCACUGCGCUCCUGAAGCUGAAGAGCCUCGGCCUGAUCCACGCCGACCUCAAACCUGAGAACAUCAUGCUGGUGGAUCCCAUCAGACAGCCCUACAGAGUCAAGGUCAUCGACUUCGGCUCGGCCAGCCACGUCUCCAAAGCUGUGUGCUCCACCUACCUGCAGUCCAGAUACUACAGAGCUCCUGAGAUUAUCCUGGGGCUGCCGUUCUGUGAGGCUAUUGAUAUGUGGUCUCUGGGCUGCGUUAUUGCUGAGCUGUUCCUGGGCUGGCCGCUGUAUCCUGGAGCUUCAGAAUACGAUCAGAUCCGUUACAUCUCUCAGACUCAGGGUCUCCCAGCAGAGUAUCUCCUGAGCGCCGGAACCAAAACCAGCCGCUUCUUCCACAGAGGCCCCGACGCCAGUUACCCACUGUGGAGACUCAGGACACCAGCAGAGCAUGAGGCGGAGCUCGGCAUCAAGUCCAAAGAGGCUCGGAAAUACAUUUUUAACUGUCUUGAUGACAUGAUGCAGGUCAAUAUGACUAAUCUGGAAGGUACAGACAUCCUGGCAGAGAAGGCCGACCGCCGGGAGUUUAUUGAUCUGCUGAAGAAGAUGCUCACGCUGGAUGCUGAUAAAAGAAUCACGCCGAUGAAAACUCUGAACCACCCGUUCGUGACCAUGACCCACCUCCUGCACUUCCCUCACAGCGCACAUGUGAAGUCCUGCUUCCAGAACAUGGAGAUCUGUAAGCGCAGGUGUACAGCGUUCGACAAUAACAAGAACCUGUUCAGCAGUAAUAACGGACCCGGCGCUGCCACUAACCUCACUGUGACCUUCAGCAGCCAGCUCAGCCAGCACAGUCAGAUGGCUCCAUCUGGUGGUCAGUCUCUGUCUCUAAGCAGUAAUGUUCCACUUCUGAACUACCAGCCGGGUCUGUACCAGCAGGCCACCAUCAACAUCCCAGGCCUUACCCAGCAGAGCGUUCCCCUGCAGACCCGUCCCUCACAGCUCUGCACCCAAACCGAACCCUUCCAGCAGACCCUCAUCGUCUGUCCCCCCACUAUACAAGCAGGGCUUCAACCCUCCAAUAAACACUCAAGUUACCCAGUGAGGAUGGACAACUCCGUCCCUAUGGUCCCUCAAAACCAGUCCGCUCAGUCUCUGCACAUUCAGCCCGGCAUGCUGACACAGGGCUCCUGCACGCCGCUGAUGGUUGCCGCCCUGCACCCUCCCGUGGCAGGAGUGGCACCGCUGUACCCGGUGCCCCUGGCACUGGGCUGCUCAUCCGGGAGAGGCGGGCAUCUGGAGCAGAGUGGCACGGCCACCAUGCUGCAGGGCUGGCCUGCAGGCACACAGCAGAUCCUCAUCCCGUCUACGUGGCAGCAGAUGCCUGGCAUGGCCAUCCACGGUACCGGUCAGCCCGUCAUCAUCGACUCUCCUAUGGGUUCCCUGCUGCCUGACGGCAUGAGCCAGUCCAGCUCCAACUGGAGGGGUCGCCAUGGCAGCCAGUGUGACGUUACCCAGUCGGAUUCUGCACAGGGAUGCCACGUCACAACCCAGCCUCUCAACAUGGGGACGGUCGGGGGUCGAGGUCAGCAGGGCGGAGUCAAGAGAUCCAAAGGUCGCCACGCUGAGAACAGAGCCAGGCCCGUCUCCUCUGGAGUGCAGAACAGCGGCAAUCCGUCUCAACCCAUCGUCAUUUCAGACACUCCCAGUCCUGCUGUGAGCAUCAUCACCAUCCCCAGCGACACCGAGGACGAGGAUGACACCAAGGUCUCGCCAACCAGUGUGAACCAGCGGGCGAAUGUCAUCAGCUGUGUGACAGUCCACGACUCCCAGGACUCGGACUCGUCUACCUGCAGCCCCCUCAGCCCCAAACGUCUGCCCAACUUCGUGGAGAGCAGCGCUCCCCUCUCCAAGUCUCUGGCUGUGGUGAUGCCCUCAGUGAAGGCCCAGCCCUGGGAGGGAGCAGCACCAGAGCAAAUCUCACAUGUUUCUGGAAAAUCGAAGAAGAGCUCGGCUCUUCAGUCGACCAAGUCCGGAGUGUCGAGCGAGAGGCAUCAGAGAGCGGCGUCCACCAAAUCUCAGCCCCUCAACCUGAGCCAGAUGCAGCAGUCCGUGAUGUCAUCAUCCCACGACAGGUCAGGAGGCGGGUCCCUCAGGCGUCAGCCCACCUAUCCCCCGCCAAGCUCCUCCCACUCCUACAGGCUGCAUGAGGCUUCUCUCUUUAGCUCCACCCCCAACCUGUACGCUUACCCCGCCUCCGCAGCGCUGGCAUCCGUCUCACAGGCCGUGGAUCAGCUGCACCACUCCACCAGCUCCGCCUCUUCCUCCGCAGGCACCGCCUCCUCCGGCCGCCACAACCGCGCCCCCGGCCCUUACUCCGCCUCCCUCAGCCUCCUGCAGAAGAGCAACGCCAUGGGUCUGAUGAGCCAGGCCUCCUGCCCCUAUCAGCAGCCGCCACAGCAACAGUUACCCGGGCAACCGUACCAGCGACCGGCGGCGUACCCGCUUAACCAGAGGAAGCUCAACCAGUACCCGUACCUCUGAACCAAUCAGCCUGGAGGAGAAGCAGACGUGGGAUCAGAGGAUAAACUUGAUUUUAGCACUUAAUUAUUGUUUUUUAUGUACUUUAUGUAACAAAAGGCUUUUAAAGUUUUUAAAGUAGUAAUAUUUACUUUACAUCAGUGGUUCCCAACCAUGCUGAGGAAGAUAAUUCAAACAGUUUCUAACAUGAAUUACGGAUCAUGAAUUGAUCAACUCUUGGCAGGGCUCAUAUGAUCAUGAAAAACCUGGAUAAAAAAAAUAAUGGAAUUUAAAAAUAGCAAUUUCCAGGCCUGGAUAAGUUUUGGAAAAAUAAAAAAAAUACCCAAAUAGUUUUGGAAAAAGUCAUGAAAAUUUGGUCUACAAUCAUCGAUCCUUUGUGUUUCCGUUUAUCGAUGAAGAAAAUCUAUUUUGAGCUUAAAAAUAAAUAAAUAAAUACAUCAGCUCAGAGUUAAUUCAAACAGUGGAGCUCUCAGGAUCUGACACACAUUUUAUUAUUAAAAGCUUAUCUGUCAAAAUUAUUAGAUUAAUUAGAUUCAUUUUAGACCUACUAUAAUCAAUUUUAAUGAUAGUUUUAGUUGAUUUUUAGUUGGUUUUAUUGUCCAUGUCCUCUCUGCACUGAUGUUUUAAAAAUGGAAAUAUCAUGGAAAUGUAUUGGUUAAAAAAAAAAAAAAAAAGAAGUGUGUAUGAUCCCUGCCCUGGGCCUUUAAAGGAGAACUCCGGUGUAAAAUGGUCUUUUAGUGUAGUAAAACAUGGUAAAGAGUACUAACUUUUGUUGAAAAGCUCACCUUGAGAUCCAGUAAUUUUUACAGAUUGUCCAAACAUGCUUUAAAUGAAGCCUUGUUUUAAAUGUCAGAGCUCUCCGGAUUCUAUCAGUCAGGUGUGGAGCUACUUUGAGCUGGAUAACGGUUGUGCCCCGUUUCAUACAUUUUUAAAGCAUGUUUGGACAAACUGUAAAAAAAUAAAAUAAAAUACUGGAGGACUAUUGAACAAAUGCAACUACUUUUUUUUUAUCAUGUUUAUUAAGUCCAUUUUACACCGGAGUUCUCCUUUAAUUGAUGUUUUCUAGCUUCUGUAUCUGUUAUGCUUGGUUGGGAUAUUCUAAAACAGCUUCUGUAUUAAUGUUUUAGAUUUGAUUUAUUUAUUUAAAUAACAAGGACACAAAUACACAUUAAUAAACGUCAUUAUUUCAUAAUGUAAAUGUGCCAGAUUUAGCCAGAUGGCUAAUUUUUAUCUGCGAUUAAAACGUGAAUAUUUGAUUUUACAUUUACCAAAAAAAUGACUCAAAUGCCAAUUUUUAAAUUGAGUUUUAGUGAGUAUGUAGUAAGUGAAUUCAGAAUCAUGGUUGGGAACCAGUGUAUAAAAUCCUAUUAAUCAUAAAUUUAUCUUAUGUCCAGAGUUGAUGUUGUCUAACAACUAGCUUCCUGUUUACAUUUGUCGUACUUUAAGAGUUUUAUGGAAGGUGUGACUGUAUAUUAAAUAUAAGUAAUAAGUGGUUAUUUAGCGCUUUUAGUGGCAGUAGGUGUUUAAAACACACAAACACAAUAAACACUCAUAUCUGAUUUAAUGUCCUCGAGCUCUUAAUGAACUGAUGUAGGGUUUUAACUUCUAACUUUAGAUUUAUUUAAAGAUUUAAAGGAGAACUCUGGUGUGAAAUAGAUUUUGGGUGUAUUUAUUAAAACAUGAUUUAAAGUUCUUAUCUUAGUUGAAUAUCUCUCCUCUGCUCUCCUGCAGUUUUCUGACCUCCAGUAUAUUUUUGUGCCCUUUGCCAAAACAGGCUUUUAGACUGGAUGAUAUGGGGCAUGUACUGAUGUAUGGUACCCCUACACAUUAUUGUCUGAUUAGCCUGUAAUGUUUACAUUUUUAUAAUUGCCUGUGAAGGUCUAAAAGAGUACCAGUUGAUUUAUACUUACCUGGGUGAGUCCAUCCUCUGUAAAAGAGGGGGGGGGGGGGUGUUAAGAACCUAAAAGAAAGGAAUUAUGUGUGUUAUUAUGUGAAUAAUGUUCUAAUUUAAAAUAUGUUGGAUUUUACCUUUGCCCAUGUUCAAUUCUGAUUGUAUUUCUUUUGUGUAUUCUAAUUGUAACUUACCUGUUAUCAGACAUGGUAGAUUCAGGGGAGGGGCUAAGAGUAUAUAUACUUUCUAAAAGUAUCAGGUGGGAAAGGUAGUUUGCUCUAGUCCUAGAAGGUGUCUGACGCCCAGCUUUACCUUUUUGUGUGAGAAAUUUUGACUUUUAUGACUUUGCACUCAUUCAUAGUCUAUUCCUCUAAUUAGAGGCUUUUUGUUUUCUUUUUUUU